Solea senegalensis (Senegalese sole) is the source of this 6621-nucleotide messenger RNA. Its product is annotated as zinc finger CCHC domain-containing protein 24-like. Gene Ontology annotation, molecular function: zinc ion binding; nucleic acid binding. Bases 285 to 1031 code for a protein of 248 amino acids. NCBI's taxonomy places the organism in Eukaryota, Metazoa, Chordata, Actinopteri, Pleuronectiformes, Soleidae. The transcript has 4 exons. The record is from RefSeq and is a predicted model, not a curated record.
CCUUAAAGGCAGAUAGCGGACCAUGGGGAGCAGGAGGAAAUGUUCUACUCUGACAUGUUGGAGCCAUGACUUCUGAGAAGCACCUCAGUGGGACAAGGUUCCCGGCGUGAGGAGGAAGUGAGGAGGAGGAGGAGGAGGAGGAGAAGAAGGACGACAGCAGGGUCCUUUAAGGGAAGAGAAGCGGAGCUGCUCUUACCAUCUGCCGGGGGUUCGGGACCGUAAAGCAGCAGCAGAGAGAGUUGAAGUCAAACUUGCAGGCUUGGCCCCAGUCUCGAGUUUGAAAGAUGAGCUUGUUGUCUGCCAUAGACACGAGCGCCUCCGUGUACCAGCCCGCGCAGCUCCUCAACUGGGUCUACCUGUCCCUGCAGGACCCGCACCACCAGACCAGCGCCUUCGACGCCUUCAGACCCGAGCCCAACUCUUCACACCCGGAUCUCAACUUCACUAAGACCCCCACAACAACAGCAGCAGCGGCGGCGGCGGCGGCGGAGCUCAGCUCGUCCCUCAACUCCAACUAUCUCAACAACUUCUUCCAGCUGCAGCGCAAUGAGGCCUUAAACAAUAACGUGUAUAAGAACGUGUCACCCUACGGUUCGCUGAACAACAUAGUGGACGGACUCAACUCACUGACGGACCAUUUCUCCGACCUCUCCCUUUCGUCGGAGCCGAGGAAACCCAACAAGAGGCCACCGCCCAACUACCUGUGCCACCUGUGCUUCAACAAGGGCCAUUACAUCAAAGACUGUCCUCAGGCCAGACCCAAAGGGGAAGGACUGACACCGUACCAGGGGAAGAAGAGAUGCUUCGGAGAGUACAAGUGUCCCAAGUGUAAGAGGAAGUGGAUGAGCGGCAACUCCUGGGCCAACAUGGGCCAAGAAUGUAUCAAGUGCCACAUCAACGUCUAUCCACACAAACAGCGCCCCCUGGAGAAGCCGGACGGCCUCGACGUUUCUGACCAGAGUAAGGAGCACCCGCAACACCUGUGCGAGAAAUGUAAAGUCCUGGGCUACUACUGCCGCCGAGUGCAAUAGUCAUCAACCCUUUGUCUUUCAUCCUCCAACAAGGCCGUCAAUGUCCUUCCUUCUUGCACAUUUUGCCCCCAGGUUUUCCCAUGUUUGUCCAUGUCCUGCACACAACAUGGCGUCCUUUCCUCUUCUGUCCUCUGGAAGCCUUAAAUAAUGACGAUAGCUCUCGUCCACCCUUCUGUCCCUCUUCUCAAACCACCCAUGGAAGCACUAAGGCCUUUUUUUCCCCAAUGUCAGUAUUAAGGAAUGAGAGGAAUCUGCAGACCCAGAAGAUCAACUGCCAUCUUUUCACAAAUGGAAGAUUUUUGUCGUUCCCUGUAUCAGAAACCACAAACCCCCGCCUGUUUCACAUGAUGUGACAACAGCUAAUAACCAUAAACGGUGUCCCUGACAAUAUCGUCUCCAUAGAUUACCUCACCUUAGGGUUUGUUGGCCUCGUGUUUACAGAGAUCUGCCUUUCAUUUCCCUGCCAAGCCGAGUGUGUGCUAAUGUGACGAACACUUAAACCAAGGCCUCUCGUGAUGGUUCAAUAUAUAGGAGGCCUUUGUUGAUGUCUUGCCGUAUUUUAGGGUCAACAGCACAUCGUAUUAACUGUGAAUUAACUGAGGGAUAAUGUGCCAUAACAUCCCGAUCUUACAUUUGGCCUAUUUAUUUUUCUUUCUGUCUUUUUUUCUUCUUCGUCUAGUGUGCAAUUUGAAUUUUAACUGGGACAGAAGAAAUGUUUGUUGUUUUUGGUGUUUCGUAAAUCACAUUAUUGUGUAACUGCUUCCAUGUGUCUUUAGAAACUACUGUAGGUUUAGUGCAGAGUCGCUCCUCAUUUAGAUUUAGUGUGUUGCUAACAUUUCAUUCACGCUCCUGAGGGUUUUUCUGUUGCCAAACAUAAUCUUAUGGUGCUUUCACACCGACUGGGAUUAUUUGUGUGUCAUUGUUUCUUGUGCGAUUGAGUCCAGAACUGAAAGUAAACACAACUCGUGAUUACCAGCGUAGGGCUAAUGCUAGUGCUAACUACGCCAACACAGUCAGUCAUUUUUUUCAGAACUUGCCUGGUAGCCAAACUUCCUAGCUCACAUUUUGACCCAUGCUAAUUGUCCGUCCUCCAUUUUGGGUACAGCAUCAGGACAUUGCGUCAUUUCAAAUCACAGGCGUGGGGCUAAUACUAGCGCUAAUUAUAAUUAUGGUAGCGUUUUCAGAACGUAGUAGGUGUAGUUGGACUACACCUCCUAGCUCAUUUUCUGACCCAUGUCUAACUUGGGAAGAUAGUUUUUAACAUUUUUUUACUUGCGACUUGUGGCAGCAAGUAAACAGCCCGUGACUACAGGGUUUGGGGCUAAUGCUAGUGCUAACUAUGCUUAUAGUAGCUUUUCAGAGCGUAGCAGAGGUGUAGUCCAACUUCCUAGCUCGUUUUCUGACCCACAUCUGUCCUCCAUUUUGGGAACAAUGUUGAGAAAGAUUACAGAUUUGCGUCGCCCAGUGCGACUGACGCAAAACUAGGGAAGAGACUUUUUGAGAUUUGUGCAACUGUAGUUGAGUAAUGCAGGUAAACACAACCUGUGACUACAGGUUUGAGGCUAAAGCUAGUGCUAACUGUACGUACAUUAGGUUUUCAGAACGUAGCUGGUGUAGUCCAACUUCCUAGCUCGCUUUCCAACCGAUUCCAAACAUCUGUCCUCCAUUUUGGACACAAUAUUAGGACGUUGGAAGGCGGUCAAUGCUGGUUGGCUUUCAUAGAACCACAACACGCCAUGUUGGAAUAUUUCAGCCUGAGUGACUCGUGCUGGAUUUGUGACACAAUUCGCGUCCACUCCUGUCUUUGGUGUCAACGCACCAUUCCUCAUCUUUAGUUUCAUGAUAGGACAGUUGUAUAAAAAAAGUGAAAUAACAAGAUCGACCCAGCAGCAGCAGAAGAAGAAGCAGCUGUAGGAGGAUAACAGUAGUUUCUUGCCAGCGCUGAAAACAACAUUUUUCAAAAACAAUCGAAAAGGAGAAACUGCCUGCCAUGAUUUGAUUAGCAGCAUUAAAGACAACUUAACCGUCCACAUGUUAGGUUUGAUUGGACACAAACGAGCACAAGAUGUUCAUCAGAAAGUCAUUUAACAUCACACUUUGAUGCCUGGCAGCGUUAGUGGAGUCAGUGGAAGAGAAAUGGAACUCUUUUUUUUCUUUUUUUCAGAGGGCUGACUGCAGUUUAAAGAACGUCCAAGAGGAGGUGAAGUUUUAGGGACCUGCAAAGAUUUUGUGAAUGUUUGACAGAAAUGUCGCACAGAAGGGCUGAUUGGUCGGAGAUUUUUUGAGGAUUUAACGUAAGUAGCGAUGAUUUAUGAAGUUUACGCUUGUAUUCAGUUUAAUGGCGCCUACAUUUAUAAACCGAUGUCGUUAAAGGAAGAGGAGUGGCACAUCCUGUUUACAUGGAUCAUCGUGUAGAUCUAAAACACUACAUUUAGAACAUUUAGUUUUGACUUAAAGACAUUUGCUUUUAUUACAGGAUGUGAGAACAGUUUUAUAUGUACUGUAUUUCCAGCCUUAUAAAAGCUGGACGAUAUAUAUCUUAUAUGUUACCAUACCUACUGUAUGUGCCUUAAGACGAUUUUUGAAUCAUUCUGAAGUACAGAGACUAGGAGGCCGACUGAAACGUGGGGUUUAGAAUCAGAGUUGGAGCAGAGUGCAGUUGGUGCGUGUGGUUAACUGUGGAGCGUAAUAAGUUAAGAGCAGGUUCAGAGACGUGAUAGAGGACAACGGAAGAGACAGCGUUCCUCGAUAAGCAGUUUGAAGUGGCAUCAUGGUGGGUGUUCACUUCCACACAGUUUGCUGACUCGGAGGCACAGAAGUCUUCCAGCUGGCAAUAACAACCCUCCUGUGGUCCGUUGUCAUGGAACAUCAACAAAGAUGUUAUUUCUCAGUGGAUGCUCACAACAGAACACACGAAACUCUGUGGACUGUGGACCUCGCUAUUUUGUUUCUUUUUCUGACCAUUGUUGGAAUGUUUAUCAAGAAGAACCGUGGGUUUUUGUUAAGAAAUACACUUGGUCACUCGCCUCAGCGGGGGAGAUUUACAGUGGCUGACAAUGGUACCACUGAGAUUUGGGGAAAUUAUCAUUUAGCCAGAUUACUUCGCUUCAAUUUAAAGGGGCACUCCAGUGAUUUGAUGCUGAACCACUGCAGCGUCUGGAAAAUACCAUCCAUUUUCUACUGCUUUAUCCUCCACAGGAGGGUCGCAGUGGGUGCUGUGCCAAUCUCAGCUGACAUAGGGCGAUAGGUGGGGUCACACCCUGGAAUUUAGCAAUUUUCCAAUUUAACUAAUCCCCAUAUUGGAUGUUUUUUGGACUGUGGGAGGAAGCCGGAGAACCCGGAGAAAAUCCACACACACACGGCAUUUGGACGUUGCCAGAGCAGUAUUUGUCACGGUACUUGCUAAAGUGAUGGUGGCGUUGUGUGCGAUAUUAUUGCGCCGAACAAAAAUGCUUGCAAGAGUCGACACUGCUGCUUAAGGAGGUUUUUACCAAGCACAAACCAAAGUGUGGAACGCACAACACAGUUCAACAACGCCUUACGUCGCCACAGAAACACCUUCAUAAAGAAACUGAUGUCGCUGCAUGUUGAGGGUCACACAAAGCCUACAUUUCCCACAAUGCACUACAACAUUUAGGGGGGUUAGUAGCAUAUUUCCUCAACAGAGAUAACCCAACUACAUUACUAUAACAUCGUCAAAGUUGUUAUAUUAGGCUUGACAAAAGCCUUUUGAGAGUUUCCACUAUCGCUACUGGAUUCUUGGAAACCUAAUUUGGUUUACGCAUUUGCCAUGUUUGGUGGGUAGUACAUACGUAUAACAGAUAGGGUUUCUGGUACAUAUCAUAAGGCUAUAAUCACAAUGCAUGCAUUGCUCCAUAUCACAAGUAAAGUCAACCCAAUGAGUAACAUUGGUAGUGGAGUGCCCCUUUAACAGAAGGAAUUAGCAAACUUAAACUGACUGAAAGGCUCUCACUUGUCAAUGUUGGGAACAAUUUUCAUUUCUUUGUGUCGUCUUUUCUUUUGCUUUUGUGCGAUAAAACUGGCCGUAGGUCCCGUAACCUGGACGACAAAUCAAGGUCAAUCGCUCGUAUUCGGCUCAUGACCGAGAACUACCAAAGCCGUUUCUCCGGGAUGAUGGGUCUGCGACAAGUCGUAAAGGUCUCUGCGAGUCACACGCAGCGAGUCCUGAUCCCAUGCCGAUUACAGACGGUUAGCCAGACCUUGCAAAAAUCGUGUUAUUGGACUGAGAAUCUUAAAAGUUUGAUUAAUCGAGUAGUCGUUUGGUCCAAGAAGUGUUGAUCAGAGUUCCCCAAAUGUCCACAAACCAAAUUCAUUUAGUUUAAACUAAUUUCUUUUCGCUUUAUGGAGCAAAGAGACAAGCAAUUAUUCACGUUUAAGUCACUGAAAACUCGGAGAACUUGUUUUACUUAAGUAGUUGCUAGUACUUGACUAAUAAUCGAUUAAUCCUUGCAGUCCUAAAUAAGAGGAUUAUACAAUAUACCAACGCUGCCUUAUGAACUAACCUCACAAUAACGUUGUUGUAACUCGCAGUGUUUAACUCCGCCCACAAACUUAUCAUGAGGAAUCCUUUUUUUUUUUUUUAAAUGGCAAAUCAAGAAGCGAUGGAAGCAGGGGAUUAAAAAACAUAAGAAGUCCUUGCUUUCAGACGCCGCCGCAUCUUGAAUCACGUAUACUUGACUUUUAUAGCUCAAAUUUAUUUUCUAUGACUGAGAUGUGUAUUUUGGGAAAAACUUAAAUAAGAUGUUGAAAUUUUUUUUAAAGCAAUCUGCAAAAAAAGAAAAAAGGAGAAAGAAAAGAAAGAAAAUCCAGAGUUAUUUCCCUGACAGAGAUCAUUUUAUGUAUAUAUUUGAUGGCCAUAGCUCUUUUCUUCUUUUUUGAGGCGUUUUACGCAAAAUAUUGACGCUUUUUUUAGCGUGAAGAAGGGCCUAUUGCUGAGAAUCUUUUUUUUUAUGUUUUUACAAAAAUCUGAAGGGAUUAUCCUGCAGAAAUAUUUAUGGAAAUAUUUUUUACACUUUUUUUUGUAUAGAAUAUGCAACAAAGUUACACUAAAUAAGGAAAUAUUGAUGUCUACAUAGAUUAUUAUUAAGGUUAAAAAAAAGAAAAAAGCUGGUACAUAAUUAAUACCCUUUCUCCAUUAUAAGCCAUUGUAUUGUUUAUUGUGUUAUGUUGAAUAACCCGCAGUAUUAUUAUUAUUAUGGAGUUGCCGUUUGUGACUAACUACGAGCUGCCAUUUACGUCCGUACAGUUAUAUAUCUACGAUAUAAUGAAGAUGAAAUGAAGUGUUUAUUUUCCUUUAAUCAGCGAUGGAUACUCACCACUGUAUUAAAACUGUGAGAUGUAGUUUUGCCUGACGCAGCAGAGACGAGAAACUAUUAUAAAAUUUUAAAACAUAUUACGUAUUAGCGUAGGACGUGUAUACUUUUGUCGAGGAAAAAGCGUGUGAGACAAAGAACUAUUUUAGAGUUUGCAUGUGCAUGUGUUUGUGUUUCCUGAAUGAAAAUAUAAUUUUUUUUGUGCAAUGUAUACAUUUUUAUUUAAGUACUUUACGGUAGUUUUGCUUCAGUACAUA